CUGCCGGGAUCGCUCGCCGCCGCUGUGGUAAUGUCCGCCAUGUUGGCCAUGGCGCAGGGAGCGGAUCGGGCGGGCGAGCGGCGGAUCUAGUGUGUGGAAGCGGCCGCGGGCGGCGGGGGGCUGUUUUCGGGCGGGGUGGGCGCCCAUGCUGUGGCCGGGGGCAGUGAGGAGGAGGAGGAGCGGGCCGGCCGCGCUGCACUGAGGAAGGAGGUGGAGGAGGCGGCGGGAGUCCUCCCCCCCUCCCCGCCCGCCCCGCCGCCGCCGCCCGGGCUGUUCCUGUAAGGCGGGGAGACAAUGAGUAAACUCUCCUUCCGAGCGCGGGCGCUGGACGCCGCCAAGCCGCUGCCUAUCUACCGCGGCAAGGACAUGCCUGAUCUCAACGACUGCGUCUCCAUCAACCGGGCCGUGCCCCAGAUGCCCACCGGGAUGGAGAAGGAGGAGGAAUCGGAACAUCAUUUACAGCGAGCGAUUUCAGCACAGCAAGUGUUUAGAGAAAAAAAAGAGAGCAUGGUCAUUCCUGUUCCUGAGGCAGAGAGCAACGUCAACUAUUACAAUCGCUUGUACAAAGGAGAGUUUAAACAGCCAAAACAGUUCAUUCAUAUUCAGCCUUUUAAUCUAGACAACGAGCAACCAGAUUAUGAUAUGGAUUCAGAAGAUGAGACUUUAUUAAAUAGACUUAACAGAAAGAUGGAAAUUAAGCCUUUGCAAUUUGAAAUUAUGAUUGACAGACUUGAAAAAGCCAGUUCUAAUCAGCUUGUAACACUUCAAGAAGCAAAACUGCUGCUAAACGAAGAUGAUUACCUUAUUAAAGCUGUAUAUGACUACUGGGUGAGAAAACGUAAAAACUGCAGGGGGCCAUCCCUCAUUCCUCAGAUAAAACAAGAGAAAAGAGAUGGCUCUACCAACAAUGACCCUUAUGUUGCCUUUCGGAGAAGAACAGAGAAAAUGCAAACUCGAAAGAAUCGUAAGAAUGAUGAAGCCUCUUAUGAAAAGAUGUUGAAACUGAGACGAGAAUUUAGUAGAGCCAUAACAAUUUUGGAAAUGAUUAAGAGAAGAGAGAAAACAAAACGAGAAUUAUUGCACUUAACCUUAGAAGUUGUGGAGAAAAGAUACCAUUUGGGAGACUAUGGUGGUGAAAUCCUUAAUGAAGUAAAAAUCAAUAGAUCAGAAAAAGAGUUAUAUGCCCCUCCAGCAACUCUUCAUAAUGGAAAUCAUCACAAAGUUCAAGAAUGUAAAACCAAGCACCCUCAUCAUUUGUCUUUGAAAGAAGAGGCUUCUGAUGUGGUUCGUCAAAAGAAGAAGUACCCAAAGAAGCCUAAAGCAGAGGCUUUGAUAACAUCUCAGCAACCCACUCCUGAGACAUUGCCUGUGAUCAAUAAGAGUGACAUUAAGCAAUAUGACUUUCACAGCUCAGAUGAAGAUGAAUUUCCACAGGUAUUGUCCCCAGUAUCAGAACCAGAAGAAGAAAAUGAUCCUGAUGGUCCCUGUGCUUUCAGAAGGCGGGCAGGAUGCCAGUAUUAUGCUCCUCGUUUGGACCAAGCUAACCAUUCAUGUGAAAAUUCAGAAUUGGCAGAUUUGGAUAAGUUGAGGUAUAGGCAUUGCCUUACAACACUUACAGUCCCAAGAAGAUGUAUAGGAUUUGCAAGGAGGCGAAUUGGCAGAGGUGGAAGGGUCAUAAUGGACCGAAUAUCCACAGAACAUGACCCAGUCCUGAAACAGAUAGACCCUGAAAUGCUGAAUAGUUUUUCAAGCUCUUCCCAAACUAUAGACUUUUCUUCUAAUUUCUCUCGGACCAAUGCUUCCAGUAAACAUUGUGAAAAUAGACUGUCCCUUUCUGAAAUAUUAAGCAAUAUCAGAUCAUGUCGACUACAGUGUUUCCAGCCAAGGCUACUAAAUUUACAGGACAGUGAUAGUGAAGAAUGUACCUCAAGAAAACCAGGGCAGACUGUGAACAAUAAAAGAGUUUCCGCAGCAUCUGUAGCUUUAUUGAACACCAGCAAGAAUGGCAUAUCAGUAACAGGGGGUAUCACAGAAGAGCAGUUUCAGACACAUCAGCAGCAGUUAGUUCAGAUGCAAAGGCAGCAACUUGCCCAGCUUCAGCAGAAACAGCAAUCUCAGCAUUCCUCGCAACAGACACAUCCAAAAGCACAGGGCUCAAGCACCUCUGACUGUUUGUCUAAAACACUUGACUCAGCCAGCGCCCACUUUGCUGCAUCUGCAGUGGUCAGUGCACCUGUUCCAAGUCGCAGUGAGGUAGCCAAGGAACAGAACACUGGCCACAACAACAUAAACGGUGUUGUCCAGCCUUCAGGAACCUCUAAAACAUUAUACUCCACCAAUAUGGCUUUAUCAUCCAGCCCAGGGAUUUCAGCCGUACAACUUGUAAGGACAGUUGGCCACACCACUACAAACCACUUAAUCCCAGCAUUGUGCACAAGCAGUCCUCAGACACUCCCCAUGAACAAUUCCUGCCUGACAAAUGCAGUGCACCUCAAUAAUGUCAGUGUUGUUUCUCCAGUCAAUGUGCAUAUCAAUACACGGACUUCAGCACCAUCGCCAACAGCCUUAAAACUUGCCACAGUUGCUGCCAGUAUGGACAGGGUGCCAAAGGUUACUCCCAGCAGUGCCAUCAGCAGCAUAGCAAGAGAGAACCACGAACCAGAAAGAUUGGGCUUAAAUGGAAUAGCAGAGACAACAGUAGCUAUGGAAGUGACAUAACCUAAAACACGUGGCUCUGACCUGUGCUGAUGGUGUGCAGUCAUUCAUAUUCCAGCUGAAUGCAAAAGGCAACACUCUGUGGAUCACAGAGUGUAACAAUGGACCUAAAUGGACUAUAGUAUAUUGGAUGUUAAAUCCAUAUAUGAUGUAUAUUUUGUAAAAUUGGGAAAAUCACUACCUUGUAAAAUAGUUUAUUUGUAUCAUCAAUAUUAUUUCUGUUACUUGAAUAGUAGAUAUUCAUCAUCAUGCUUUUGCACUUGAAUUUGCAACUGAAUGGAUUUUAAAAAAUAAUUCUUUAAUGGGAUCAUGAGCAUGAAAUGGGAUCCUGCAUCACUUGUUUUAACUAUUUAUUUUGCCAUGUUUACAUUUUGUAUCUUGUAAAAAUAAAUCCAACUUUGUGUCUAAAAAGUUAAAGAUUCAUAGCUAGGAAAUGAAAUUCUUGUAAUUUUUUUCUAAAGGAACUGUAAAGUUUUCACUUGGUUCAUUUUGUUUCACAAUUUGACUAGAUGGACUUUUUGGUAAAUACUUUAGUGGCAUUUCACUGUCAAAUAUGAAGUUCAAGGCAAAAUAGUAUUUUCUAUUACUGUGCAGGGGAAAGGGAUGGAUCGAUACAUGCAAAUUUAAUGUAGUAACUCACUUUUCCAUAUAUUUUGAAUGUAUAUUUCUAUUUAUAAUACCAAUUUAUAAAAAAUAAUUACACAGAAAAAAUGGAAUAGGAAAAAUUAUGCAUCUAGCACAUUUAAGCUGUGCAGAUACGAAAAUUUUUCGAGGAUUACAUUUUAUCUGAAGGCUGCAUAUUUUAACUGGCUUUAAAACUGUAACACACCACAUAAAAGAUAAUUUACCAGGUAUGUAUUGCAUUAUAUCAUUGCAGUAAUUAUUGGAAGUCUAGAUAUCGAGCCAUCCCAGGUGUUGGGAGGGGGGGAGGGUUGUGGCAAGAUUGUCUUUUCAAUUUUGGAGAGUUUUCCUGUGGCUACAAGGCAAGUAACGGGUUGGAAAAAGUCUGACUGUCAGCGUUGGACACCUUCAUAGUGUAGUGUUUUAGUGACUUUUUUUAUACGGCUCUUGUAAAUUAGAUACGUGUAGUGGUGUUUCAGAAUGUUUGUUUAUGCACUAGUUCAGACAACUUUCCCUGUUACUUGUUCUUGAUAAGUGAAAACUGCAGGGAAAUAAAAAAUACAUAUCAAAACAUGGACAUGCUGCAUAUGUGUUUAUUUCACAAUGUGCACACAGUGUAAGUGAAAAUUUAAGGGAGAUGAUAGCACUUAGACCAGCACUUUUCCUGUUCACAUGCUGUCCAAGCAUUCAUGAAAAGAACUAUAGGAAGCUCAUCUGUGAGCUCUGUUGGGUUUCAGAUAAUCCAAUAUAAACUACCUUUGAUAUGAAAGUUCGUAAGAUAUUUUACAGAAUGUAAGUAAUUUGCAGUAUCGCAGUCAUUGAAAUGUCAUAAGUGAGCCUCAUUUUAUAAAGUUUAGAGUAGAAUUAUAUUGCAAGGGGGUUUUGUCAAGUAAGUACUGGGAAAUGUAAAUAUUUUUAAUGAAUACAAUUAAAACCAUUUCAAACUUACAUAAUUUUAUACUUUACAUUUUUUAUAUCUGCAGUCCUGAAAGUUGUAAAUUGAUAUGUCAGUUGAAUUAAUGGGCCAUGAUUUCUGGUGAAAGUGGUUUUUAUUCAGCUCCUAAAUGUGUAAAGCAAUUUAUGGUCAAAACCAUAGAAAAAAUACUAAUUUUGUCUUGGUUGUGACCCGAUAGGAUCCAUGCUCGUUUCUGCCAUACUACCUCUGGAGUUACUCAUUGCUGAUUAUAUAAAGGAAAUAAUUUUCAUUUGAUAUGUAUUAUGACUGUGUUCAUUCUGCUUAUAGUUGGAUGUAUCUCCUUGCUAUUAAGAACUUAAAAACAACUUUAGUGCCAAUUGCAGAGAAAGCUUUUUUCCCCAUUUUACUGAAGUAAAGCAUGAAGUGAAUUUGCCUUAUGUGAUAUAUAUGUUAUAAAUAAGUAAAAAAAAAGAACUAUCCAUUUGUACGGUUUCUGGAGGUGGUGGCAAAUCCAGAACUUAUAAGACUGAUGACCAAUUGAUUUGUUCCUUGUGAAGUAAAACAGAAACAUAAGCCUUC
This is a messenger RNA of Symphalangus syndactylus (siamang), 4831 nucleotides long. It is a transcript of the gene EPC2, whose product is annotated as enhancer of polycomb 2. Gene Ontology annotation, biological process: regulation of transcription by RNA polymerase II. Lineage: Eukaryota; Metazoa; Chordata; Mammalia; Primates; Hylobatidae. Gene Ontology annotation, cellular component: NuA4 histone acetyltransferase complex. The record is from RefSeq and is a predicted model, not a curated record.